UUCAUUGUUGUUUAUGUUUUUGUUGGCUUUGCGUACUUUCUUUUGGGAUAAACGGUAAUUUUUUGGCCAGGUAAUAGUUGCUUUCGUCGGCCUUUAUAGACCACAGGAACAUACCAUACUAAAUUAGCACCCACCUCCAAAUGGGAAAUUUCUACCCUGAAUUGUCGAAGCUCUAGAUAUCUGUAUAUGGGAAAUUGUUUCAGAGAUUUCUCACUAUCUGUUAAGGAUUAUUACAAGGUGCUUGAAGUCGAUUAUGAUGCCGCAGAUGAUAAAAUUAGGACGAACUACCUCAGGCUUGCAUUGAAAUGGCACCCAGACAAGCAUAAAGGAGAUGAUGCUGCAACUGCAAAGUUUCAAGAAAUAAAUGAAGCAUACACUGUGUUAAGCGAUCGGGUCAAGCGUCUUGAUUAUGAUAUUAGCGGAAAUUAUGAUGUGCAACAAUACACUUUAGCUGAAUAUUUGAGCCGAUUUAAAGGGAUGAUACUGACAUGCAAUGGGCUAGGAAUUGGAAAUGUACCCUCUUGUUGACACUUACACUCUCGAUGUCAGUUUUAAUUUUAUAGGUGGUGAACCUUGAGAAAAAUGCUCCAAAAUUAUAUGGUGGCCCUGGAACUUCCUAACGAUAUACUACUCAAUAAUAUGAGUUGGAAAGUCUUAAUUAACAGGUCAACUGUGGAUUGGAAAAUAUCAAUUGAUCAAGUUGAUGCCAGUUUAUAUUAAUAGACGAUAUAUCAACUUGUUCCUGUAAAUAAUCUCUCUAGUUUUAAUUUUAUAUGUGAGUUUUCAUCAAAACCAUAUUUCAUCGAGAAGAGUGCGGGACAAUGGCAUUACAGGCCAUUAAGGUAUGUUGAAUGUUGAUUCACGUGCUAAGUUGCCCUCGCUAAUAAGUGAUUGUUUGGUUGACAACAUGUGCACCUGUUGACUAUGAUCACAUAAAUAAUUCCCAAUCUGGUUGGCACUUCAUAAUAGGCUACCAUCUGUCGUAAUCGUCUUGCAGCUCUCUCAAAAACUCUUCGUAAACAGCCAUUUUUUCUGCUCAUCAAUCUUUUAUCUUGCGCUUGAAAUUCUUGCUUCACUGUAAUGACCUCAGGGAUCGAUGUAUCACAAAACAAACCUUUUAUUUCUUC
Cryptomeria japonica (Japanese cedar) is the source of this 1127-nucleotide messenger RNA. RefSeq lists its product as uncharacterized. NCBI's taxonomy places the organism in Eukaryota, Viridiplantae, Streptophyta, Pinopsida, Cupressales, Cupressaceae. The record is from RefSeq and is a predicted model, not a curated record. Bases 187 to 528 code for a protein of 113 amino acids. The transcript is spliced from 7 exons. Gene Ontology annotation, cellular component: cytoplasm; nucleus.